AUGGGAUUUGAUGGGGGUCAGCAGCAGAAGACGACCCUAUUUCCAAACAGAAAUCACUGGCUUCAGUGUUCUGGUAUCCUGCGGUCGUUUCUGGGGGAUAGUGACAAGGAAACUGUCAACGCCCUCAGAUACCAGCCCUUUGGAGAAGCCCUGGGAAAUGUAGGGAGUGUUGGUGUGGCUGGGCUUUACAUACAGCAUGACACAGACAGAAAGAUGCCCUCCCCUUCCCCACCCCUGACAGUACCAUUAAGUGUGGAUUCCCCAUCUCAGAACACCUACACCUUCAUCACAUACUCAGAUGCCUUGAACUUCAACCUCGCCUCCACUCUCUUCUCUAUCCUUGCCAUCCUCAAACCACCUUCCAGUCACAGCCCGUGCAGAAACGCGUGUGGGGGCGGCAGGCUGGACGCCUCACCGCGCUCCCCUCCCCGGGUUCCCUUCCAGGGAGGCUCCGGCCCCGCCCGCCCAGCUCGGCGGCCCCCGCGGCGCCCAUCACACACCUGCGGCGCCCGGGACCACUCGCGGCCGCCCCCCGCGCACCGGCGCCCACCCGGGCCGCCAGCUCCCGCGGCGGGCUUCCACUCGGGUCGUCUCCGACCAGACGGCCGCCGAGUCGGAGGAGGGCCCCGCAGGGCGGAGCGCGCUCGCAGCCGCCGGCGGAGGAGGGACCGGGCAGGACCGGCAGAAGGGAAGGAGCCGGUCGCCGCGGCCGGGGAAGGGCCCCGCGCUCCGCCUCCCGCUCACGCCCCGCCGGCCCCGGCUCCUCACCUCACAGCCUCCGGCUCCCUCGCGGCGCCCGCCCGAAAGCCCUCCCGCGGCGGCGGAAGUCCAGCGCAGCCCUCCGCAUCCUCCCAGCGCGCCCUGCCGGCCGGACUUGCUGAGGCGGGGUCUCCGCCGGCGCCCGGCUCCUCUCCCGGCGGGUCCACACCGCGUCUCUCGCUCAUCCGGAAAGCCGCGGCUCGGCUCGGGGGCAAAGGGAGGCGCCUGAAAAACAAUCGUGCUGCUUUGGCCGCCGCCCGCACCUUCCCGAGCUCCGGGUCCGGGCCCGGAGACGGCGCCGCGGAGGCCGGCGCGGGCCGCGGAGGGCGGGGCGGGGCCGGCCCGGGGCCCGGGUGCACUCACCGCCGCGGCACGUCCCUGUUUGCGGGCGGCGCAGGCCGUUCGCCGCCGGAGCCCGCCGGACGCCGCGGAAAGGAAAGGCCGGAGCCCUCGGGCUCCCUCCCCUGGGACACUUCCUGCUCCGCUCUAGGACCGGGGAGGUCUCCGCAUCUCACUGGUUCGCUCCCCCGCCCCCCGGCCGAGGUGUGCGCUGGGGGUGACACCCGACACCCCCGGCCCGCCCCGCUCCGCGCGCGCCCAGGCCUGGCCGCCGGGCCGGGGGCUUUGUGGGUCAGCCACGUCGCCGCGCCCGGGCCUCCCCGCGGGCCCGCCAGGGGGAGGCGCGCGGCUGGCGGGAGGCCGAGGCUUCGAGGCGCGGCGGGGCGGGGGCUGCGGGGGCGCUCGCGGGGGCGGCCGCGGGUCCGGAAGGGCAGCCCGGGGGCUGUUUGCUCCGCUCUUCUCGUGUCUGCUGCGCUUCCAGGACACGCGGGCCGGUGGACGCCCGGAACAGCCUACCGGGAGUCGCGGCUGAGGCUGAAAGCUGGAACUGGGGUGCGGGAUGGAGAGUGGGGGGGAAUUCCCGGCCGAAGCCGGGGCCGCCAGCUCCUCCUGCGGCUGCGGGACGCGCCUUCCGGGCCUGACGCCACGUGCAGGGUCCCGGGACCGAGAAAGGCCGCGCAGCCGGAGGCCUCUCCGAGCACGGGACAACCCUGGGAAGGGCGCACAGUGGCUGCUGGCCGUGGGCGCUGCCUCCUCUGCACUGCUGGAGGGAGUAAUCGCUUUUGACUGGCAGAGUCUCUGCGAGCCCGGGUUUGUCAGUGUCCACAUUCCGACCUGAGCAGGAGAUGGACCGAGCGAAGGAGUGAAGCCCUUGGUGGUGAACAGUGAUCGUCCCCCAGAUGACAGCCUGAUGCCAGUAAAUAAGGAGCGAGUGUGGCGUUGUAUUUUAUGAACCAUCUUGGCUUGCCAUCGUACUCAGUUUUUGUUCAAACACCAGUCAGGCUGUUUCUGUGAGGCUGUUUUUUAGAUGUGAUUAAUCGUUCAAUCUGUGGUCUUUGAAUGCAGCGGGUUACCCAUCAUAACGUGGGUGGGCUCCAUCAGAUCUGUUGAAGGCCCUAAGAGCAAAGCCCGCGGUCUCCUGAGGAAGGAGCUCCGCCUGCGGACUUGAGGCAGCCUCGACUCUGGAUCUGCAGCCUGCACUGCGGAUUUUGGACUUAGAAGCCCUUGCAAUCUACAGAGCGCAUCAGUUCCUUGCAGGAAAAGAAUCUCUCUCUCUCAUCUCUCUAUUGAUCUCUAGCUCAAUAUCCCCCACCCCCUUCCCUCUUCCUGCUCCAUAUGUUAUUUGUUCUGUUUCUCUGGAGAACCCCGACUGUGACACAGGGCCCUUAGCUGACAGGGAUAAGAGCGGGUGGAAUGUGACAGCAGGAGGCAGAGGGCCGGAGACAGUCAUCUUGCAGAGUGGAAAGGUGAAUGGACGGUAGCAAAGGAAACUGUGAAUGAUGGAUAACCCCGAAAGUGAAGUGUGCACAGGGAAAUGUGCUGUAUGGCUUAAAGCCCAGGGCUUUGCAGGUAGGCAGCUAUCACCCUCUGAUGUCGGCCCCCUGUGGAGGCCAUCGUGCCUCAAAACGUGCGUGUGGACUACAACAAAUGCAAGUGUGCAAUAUGUGAAGCCCCACCACCCAUCACUGGACCAACCGCACCUGCCUUCUCUGGGAGCUGUCAGAACCCACAGGCCCCAACCACAGCCUGCACGCUAACCAGGCAGCAGGGACUCCGUUGCUUUUUGCAGUGCGAGAAGCUCUUGUAAGCUGGGCGUAGCAGAUACUCAAUAAACUGUGCUUUAGGAACAGUCCUCGGAAUAAGUGCUAGUUCUUACUGUGUUGGACACAGACUUAGAGGGGACAUGGACAGCAAUGGCACUGAUCUGGUCCCUUAUUGUGGUCUGUGGAAAGGGGUUAGUGAGAAGCUAUUCGGUGAAAGAGCUUUGCAUGAUUAUAUUUUCUCACUAUAGAAGCCUCUCAACUGUCACAGAGGCCUGUUCAUCUCUUUUUUUUGUUGUUGUUGUUGAAAGCAAGAAAACACUUUGAGGUCUGCAGGUAGACUGACAUAACCCUCUCUCAGAGGCUCCAGUGAAAGUACCUCUAAAAAUGGCGGAUUUAUCACUGAAGAGAUGACAUCUCUUUCUUUGAAAUGUGUAUUGGAUGCUAUGGUCAGGAAAAUAAAGCGGAGACCCCAACCAUUGGUAUUUGGAGCUAA
Messenger RNA from Callithrix jacchus (white-tufted-ear marmoset), 3354 nucleotides. The record is from RefSeq and is a predicted model, not a curated record. NCBI's taxonomy places the organism in Eukaryota, Metazoa, Chordata, Mammalia, Primates, Cebidae.